AUGGCAGCUUUGCCUAGCGAGCUUGUUGGUACUAUGGGACGUCGCUACCGUUCAAAGGAUCUUCUCCAAGAGAGACCACAUGCUGGACGUGUCUGGACAGCCUUAUCUGGACGGGACACCUACCUGAUGAAGGAUGUUCCCAUCAAUAUCUUCAGUCAUUUCAAGGAACUAAUACUACCACGAUUGAGCAAGCAGCCAAGCCCGUUGCUCCGAAUUCCAGUCGAUGAGAUACCAGAUCAGCACGUCCUUGUCUACAAAUACCUGACUGAAGACUUCCUGCGUCUGGUGCAGAAGGAGAUGUCGAUGCAGGCCCGACGAGAUGUUCUGCGGGCCACACUCCAGGCCAUAGCCGACUUGCACGAACGAGAUGUUGUUCAUCUGGGUAAAGACAUCAUCUUCCAGUAG
Ramularia collo-cygni is the source of this 405-nucleotide messenger RNA. RefSeq lists its product as uncharacterized. NCBI's taxonomy places the organism in Eukaryota, Fungi, Ascomycota, Dothideomycetes, Mycosphaerellales, Mycosphaerellaceae. The coding region runs from base 1 to 405 and encodes 134 amino acids. The record is from RefSeq and is a predicted model, not a curated record. The transcript is spliced from 2 exons.